AACGGAAGGAAACAUUUCUACAUCAACUUAAUACUUGUGUUUCCAAGAUGUCAUUCAUACCCCAGAAACCUGUACACAAACAACUCUACAAGGCAGGUUAUCAACUACUGGUAGAGGCUAUAGAUGAUAUGGUUGGUCAGUCUAUGGUGGUGAGACAGGUGAUGGGGUUACCAGACAAAGACUUUGAUGACUUUGGUGAUGAUACAAAAUCAAAACAGGAAUCUCGUGAGAGUAGACGGGCAUCUAGAACCCCUUCAAAACCCCUUAGUAACCCUAAAUUACUAUCUGAAGAUAGUACAUUGAGUGAUGGUAAAGGACGUAAGAGUGGAACAGGUGAUAAAGGAGCCGCUAAAGCGCCUGAUAAGAAAGCCCCUACACCAGCUAAAGAUAAAGACAAAGGGGGAAAAGUUUCAAAAGAGUCUACAAAAGUAGAUAUGAAAUCAGGUAAACAAAGUGCGACUCCUGCCUCUAGAGGCCCACCUAGCCGUGGUAAAACUGCGGGUAGUUUAGGGGACAGGGAAAGAACGGGCUCACCAACCAGUAUGAUGCAAACUUCACUGGCACAUGAAGAUCCCAUCAUUGACAGAAAAUAUAAGGAGAAAAUCUUUGCACAGACAUAUGCAAUAGUGGGAGAUGCUAUAGACAAAAUGGAGUUUGUGUUUGAUGAAAUAAUUCGAAAUGAUACCAAUAGACCACCUCUUCAACCUUAACCCUUAAAGCGGUUUUAAAAGACCUUCAUCAUCUUUACUCAAUACUGUGAAACUUCAAACAUUUUAAAUUUCAAGACGAAGUCAUGUCGUCCUACAUGAACAAUGAAAAGUUAUAGACUUAACAUAGAUGUAAUGCAUAACCAUAUUAAUACAAAGUGAAAAACUGUGAUAUUAUUUAUUUUCAAUGUACUUAUUAAAAAAAAUAAUUGUAACACAAGCAUGUAAUUUAUGACUGGACUCGAGUCCAGUUGUCUUGAAUAUGAUAUUAUCCAUGGAGUUAUUAUUGGAAACAAUUGGCAAUUAUAUAUUAUCAUGAUGAUUUAUGAAAUAAAAUUUAUUAACAAUCAAACU
Ruditapes philippinarum (Manila clam) is the source of this 1061-nucleotide messenger RNA. RefSeq lists its product as uncharacterized. The record is from RefSeq and is a predicted model, not a curated record. The transcript has 6 exons. Bases 48 to 710 code for a protein of 220 amino acids. Lineage: Eukaryota; Metazoa; Mollusca; Bivalvia; Venerida; Veneridae.